GCUGCGUCUUAUCGUUGGGCCCCGCGACAAGAUGGCGGACCUCUCUCUGGACGAGCUCAUACGGAAACGCGGUGUGACGGUGAAAGGGAGGCUUAACACAAGGCCAGUGUUUGGAGGUGUAAGAUCUCGCAUUGGGAUCCAGCAAAAUCUUCUAAAUAGAUCAUCACCAGCUGUCAGCUUCCAGCGGACGUUUGAUGCCCGACAGAAGAUAGGACUCACUGAUGCCAGACACAAACUGGGGGUUAAAGAUGCCCGUGAAAAACUGGUUCAAAAGGACGCUCGGUUCAAAAUCAAAGGGAAGGUGCAGGAUGCUCGAGAGAUGUUGAAUUCCCGUAAGCAGCAAAGUGUUGCUGCUGAAAAGGUGACCAAAGUUGUGGAUGCCAGAGAGAAGAUCAGCUUGAAAAGGAGCGCUCCAGCUGCUAUCAGCCCAACUAUGGGGACAGUAAAUCCAGCCGUGAAAAUCACCAAAACUAUCCAACAGAAGGCUCCAGUUCCUGGACACUUUGCAGGAAUGAAGAUCAAUGUGGUGAACAACCAUACACACAAACAGGGUCUGUAUGACAUGGAAGAUGAUGAUGAAAGUGUCUCUCCUCUUACUAGCAAACAGAUGAAAAUCACCACCACAAACAGUUUCCUGCACAACGCGACUGGGAUGAGUGGCAAUAAAUUCUCUCUGUCCAAGACUGUUCCGCUGACUAAAGUGGUCCAGAAUGAUACGUACACAGCUCCACCUGCACCUCCCUCUCCUAUGCGGACAAAGGCCUUGACAAACGUGUCCCGGACCUUAGUGACAAAGGAAGAGCCUCCAAAAGAACCAGCACCUGUUGAGCUGGCGUUCAGUCCUUUGGAAGGCACAAAAAUGACCGUAAACAAUCUGCAUCCUCGAGUCACAGAGGAAGACAUUGUUGAAUUAUUCUGUGUGUGUGGUGCUCUGAAGCGAGCCCGGCUGGUGCACCCUGGAGUGGCUGAGGUAGUAUUUGUGAAGAAAGAAGAUGCUAUCACAGCAUAUAAGAAAUACAACAACAGAUGCUUAGACGGUCAACCAAUGAAAUGCAAUCUUCAUAUGAACGGGAAUGUCAUCACCUCAGACCAGCCUAUAUUGCUCCGAUUGAGUGAUACCCCUUCAGUGAAGAAGGAAGGGGAACCACGCCGGUCAAGUGCAAGCGCCUCCUCAAAUCCCCCAGCUGAAGUGGACCCUGACACUAUCUUGAAGGCACUCUUCAAAUCCUCAGGGGUCUCUGCCUCUGUGCAGCCCACAGAAUUCAAAAUUAAACUCUGAGAAGGGGGAGCAAGCAGUGGACUGGAAAACUCAUUUAAGUUGGGGAAUGAGAAAAGUGCAGGAGUGCAGAUGUUAUUUGCAUUUGCCUGCCUUGAAAUUUUUUGUUUUCUAUGAUCGCUACCUUACUGUACAAUAGUGUUUCCCCUUGUGUGUGUACUUUCUGUUUUCAUAGUUGGAGUUUUCUUCCAUGAUUUUUUUUUUUUUUCCAAAAGAAUAACCUCCCCCUUCUGCCAGUAAUGUAUUACCAAGCAUAUACCAUGUAACUCCCUUCCUUUACUCCAGAGCCCCUAGUGGCCAUUAAAAGUGCACAUAGACUUUGAGGGAA
Molecule: messenger RNA, 1604 nt
Organism: Cariama cristata (Red-legged seriema)
Lineage: Eukaryota; Metazoa; Chordata; Aves; Cariamiformes; Cariamidae
Gene: POLDIP3
Product: polymerase (DNA-directed), delta interacting protein 3
Biological process (GO): mRNA export from nucleus
Cellular component (GO): nucleus
Molecular function (GO): mRNA binding
Source: RefSeq, a predicted model, not a curated record